UGACCCUUCUGUGUAUUCUGCCCCCAGCUGCCCCCCCCUCAUACCCUGAGAUGGCUCGAGGGUCCCAUCAGCCCCCCUCUCCAUACCCAGACCCCAGCAGGGCAGGAGACGGACAGCAGGACGGACACGGCAGCGGCUCCGCCCCCUCCAUGGAAGGCUCCUCUCCAUUAAGCCCCGCCCCUCCAGGCUCCGCCCCCUCUGCGCUGCUGUAUCAGGACCAGACGCUCCCCCCUCCACCGCUGCUGCACCUGCCGUAUGAAGCUUCGCCCCCGGCCGCCUACCUGCCUUCCGCCCCUCCCCCUCACCCCCCCCACUUGACCCACCACCCCCCCUACCAUGCCUGCCUCCCCCCUGCCACCCACUGGGGGGCGCUGCAGAGCGGAGGCGGGGCCACACGCAUUUACUGCCCCGCCCCCAACCCUGGUCACAUGGUGGGUUACAUCACGGGGCCUCCCCCCCACCACACGACCACGCACUACCUCCCCCCCGCCAUGUAGUGCUGACUGUUAGCUCCAGGCUAACAGCGCCCUGUCUGUUUAUUGAGCAGCGCUAACAGACCUGAGAACUUGAACAAAAUUAGAGAUUUAAAUGAAAGAAGAAAGACAUUGUGGGUUUCCUGUUAGCUUAUCAGCAUGUUAGGUUCACCCUGUGUGUGUAAUGAGCAGUGCUAACCAGGCUAAAAGCGCUAACAAUGUGGAAAAGAAUUUGAAAUUUAAUUUGAAAAAACGGAUUUAAGUUUGAGGAAAGAAUUUAUUUUUGCGUCAUGGUUUUUCUGUUAGCAU
Molecule: messenger RNA, 782 nt
Organism: Etheostoma cragini (Arkansas darter)
Lineage: Eukaryota; Metazoa; Chordata; Actinopteri; Perciformes; Percidae
Product: formin-like protein 18
Exons: 2
Coding region: 51-497 (148 amino acids)
Source: RefSeq, a predicted model, not a curated record